Messenger RNA from Oikopleura dioica, 3075 nucleotides. The record is from the annotation of a GenBank genome assembly. Lineage: Eukaryota; Metazoa; Chordata; Appendicularia; Copelata; Oikopleuridae.
AUGACCGAUGAAGAGCAUGUCAGCCAAGAGGUUGAAAUGGAGAGCAAGGGGACCAGAGUCUUCAAGGCCAAGACGGUGAGAAUUGACUCUGGCACGGAGAAAGACUUGGAGUGCCAGAAAACUGUGACUGGAAGUUAUACUCGUACAUUCGGACAUGGAACGCUUGAAGUUAUUCCAAGGGAGCAUUUCUACCGCCAGCCGGACAAGCUGCAGAGUCUUUUCAACCGCCCCACCAUGGACGAUCUGCACAACACUAAUGUCGAGACAAUCCAAGUCAAAAGAAAAACCAUCACCACAGUCAAAGCCAUCAAAAACGAAGUAGUCGAGGACAACAACAACAGCACCAAAUUUGGCUGGAUCGAAGGCGUCCUCAUUCGCUGCCUACUCAACAUUUGGGGCGUCAUCCUUUUCCUCCGAAUGUCCUGGAUCGUAGGAGAAGCUGGCAUUGUCGCUUCCAUAGGAAUUGUUCUCCUCGCUUCAGUCGUGACAGUUUUAACGACGAUAUCAAUGUCUGCGAUUUGCACAAAUGGAAUUGUCGAAGGAGGUGGCGCGUAUUUUCUGCUAUCGCGAUCACUUGGCCCUCAAUUCGGUGGAAGUAUUGGCGUCAUCUUUUCGCUCGCAAAUGCAGUGGCAGUGAGUAUGUACAUCGUUGGCUUCGGCGAGACUGUGCGCGACUUGCUCCGCGAGCACAAUAUCAUCAUGGUUGACUUUGACAACGACGUGCGUAUCAUCGGCGCGAUCACUCUUGUCGUUCUCCUUGGCAUUACUCAAGCGGGAAUGGCCUGGGAAUCCAAAGCGCAGGGCGUCCUCCUCGUCAUGCUCCUUGUCGCCAUUGGCAACUACAUCGUCGGCGUGUUCAUCCCCAAGGACUUCACUUCUACUACGUAUUCAGAUCAAUGGGAAUUGCCAACACAAAAUCUGACCGACAAAGCGCUCCAUUUGAAGAAACUGAACUCGCAAGGGCAUUUCAGUCUCAACUCGGCUAUUGGCGCCGAUAAUCUCUGGCCACUGUUCUCCGCCGGCCAAAAUUUCUUCACUGUCUUCAGCAUUUUCUUCCCCGCCGCAACGGGAAUCCUCGCUGGUUCGAACAUCUCCGGCGACCUGAAAGACCCCAGUUCUGCCAUUCCAAAGGGUACUUUCGCUGCCAUCGGGAUCACAAGCACCGUUUACAUUGGAAUUAUCUUCCUUCUUGGUUUCCACACUACUCGUUUCGCUCCUGGCUACUUUGGUCAGACUUUGGCAAAUGGAACACAGCAACUUGACGAUUGGAUUUGGCCAAGUACGUGCUCAGUGAACGAGUAUUCCGACGCCGCGUGUGCUAAUGGCUGGAACUAUACAAUAAUUGACAGCUGCCCGGAGCCGGGAAUAGAAUGCCGCUUUGGAUUGAAGGGUGAUUACGCGACCAUGGCGAAAGUCUCCGGCUACGAGCAUCUGAUCACUGCUGGCAUCUUCGCGGCGACUCUUUCUUCCGCCCUUGCAUGCCUCGUCUCCGCGCCCAAGGUCUUCCAAGCGCUGGGAAAAGACAACUUGAUCCCGAAGAUCGAGUGGUUUGCCAAGGGAUUUGGCGCUGGAAACGAACCGCGACGAGCUUAUUACCUGACUUUCAUUAUCUCCCUGGCUUUUAUUUUGAUCGGAAAGCUCGAUGCAAUUGCGCCUAUCAUUUCCAACUUCUUCCUCGCAUCAUACUGUCUCAUCAACUAUGCCUGCUUUUCUGCAUCGAUGGCUAACUCACCCGGCUUUAGACCACAAUUCAAAUACUACAACAAGUGGUUUGCUCUUAUAGCGUCAUUUCUCUGCGUAGUAAUCAUGUUCAUCGCCAACUGGUGGGCCGCUCUCGUCACUUUCUUCUGCGUUGCCGCGCUUUACAAGUGGAUCGACCACCGUGAUGUUGAUGUCAACUGGGGCUCCACUGGUCCAGCCUAUACUUACAUGCGGGCAAUGCACCACGUGCAGAAACUGGCAAGCGUCGAAGAUCACAUCAAGAACUAUCGUCCGCAGAUUCUUUGCCUCUCAGGAGAACCGACUAAAAGGCCACAUCUUGUCAAUCUUUGCACUCAAAUGACCCGCGACUCUGGAAUCUGCCUCCUUGGACAUGUUUGCGAGAAGAGAGCCGAUGUCUUUGAAAAUACUCACCAGAAGAAACUUGAUGAAUCCGACAUCAAGGCGAUCUACACUCCCAUUCAGGCGGAAAGCGUUUGCCAGGGUGCAGUUUCUCUUAUGUCCGCUGCUGGAAUCGGAAAAAUGCGCCCGAACGUUGUCACUUUGGGCUUCAUGCACAGCUGGAAGAAACGAGACGUAGCUGAUCAUUACUCCUAUUAUGCGAUGGUCCACGAUGCGUUUACCCUCCGCAUGGGAGUCGGUAUUCUACGAUUGCCAGAUGAUGCUGAGGCAUUCACUCUUGAGGAACAAGUUGGAGAAACUCCAACCAAGUCGAAGAAAUCCUAUUUCGACUGCUGCAGUGCCAACGCGGAAGAAAAGCAAGCUCUUGCGACUUCUACGCCUUACUUUAACGGAAAAGUAAAGCCUCGAACUAUCGAUGUCUACUGGCUGUUCGACGACGGUGGACUGACCAUUCUCAUCCCCUUCCUCCUCACAAAACGUCGCUUUUGGUCUAACGCCAAGCUGCGCAUUUUCACGCCGGGUAAAGAGGAUCGUCUCGAUCAGGACAAACUGGAACUGUCCCGGCUUUUGACGAAGCUGCGGAUCGAAGCUGAAGUCGAUGUUAUCACGGAUUUGAAUAAGCCGCCGAGUGAAGAGGGCCGAGACAAGUUUGGUGAGUUGAUCAGCCCCUUCAAAGUUGACGACAGCGACGAGGACGAAGACUCGGACCACUUAAUCACCGAAGAUCACCUAGAAAAGUUCAAGAAGAAAACUGAGCGCCAAAUCCGCAUCAACGAAAUCAUGAAGCGAAACUCCUCCAAGGCUGAUUUGAUCGUCUGCACGCUGCCAAUUGUGAAACAAAAAGCGUGUCCUGCGCCGCUGUACCUCGCCUGGCUGGAGACGAUCUCCACCGGACUGCCGCCAUGCAUCAUGCUUCGCGGAAACCAAGAGUCUGUUCUCACCUACGCCUCCUAA